AUGCAACGUUUGAUGGUGCGAGUAACGUUUUCUACAUUUUUUACGACACCCUUAUUUAUAAUCAAUGGAUACCGCAGUGAAUCGUGAUCUUUUUAUUGAAAAGUUAAAUGCAUUAAUUGCGGAAAAACGAGAAGACAAUUGUUUUUAUUUUUCUCAAGAAAAGUACUCUAAAAUACUUUCUGAAGUGGUUUCUGCUAAAACUAAGUGCAAUACACCUUUGGAUUACAGACGAUUAAAACGUUUUGAUGUUUUAAAAAUUAAUGAUGAAGAGAAGUUAAUUGUACCAUUAAAACAAGGAGACACGAAUAUCCAGUAUUAUGUUACCAAUGAGGAAUUGUUCAGUAUACUAUAUGAAACUCACACCAGAAUAGGCCACGGAGGAAGAACACGUAUGCUGAAAGAAUUGCAAGUUAAAUACAAAAAUAUUACGUAUGAAGUUGUCAUGUUGUAUUUAAAUUUAUGCAAACAGUGUCAAAUGAAACACAGUGCACCUAAGAAAGGUAUUGUUGUGAAACCAAUGGUCAGUUCUGAGUUAAACUCAAGAUGUCAAGUUGAUCUGAUAGAUCUACAGUCAAACAGCGAUGGCGAAUAUAAAUUCAUAAUGGUUUACCAAGAUCAUUUAACUAAGUUUGUCCAGCUACGACCUUUGAAAACUAAGAGAGCUGAAGAAGUAGCGCAUCACGUUCUUUCAAUAUUUUUAACAUUUGGUGCUCCAGCAAUAUUGCAAUCAGAUAAUGGUAGAGAAUUCAGUAAUCAAGUCAUAUCCGAACUAUGCGCUAUGUGGAAAGAUGUUAAGAUAGUCCAUGGAAAGCCUCGUCACAGUCAAACACAAGGCUCAGUUGAAAGGGCCAAUCAAGAUAUACAGAAUAUGCUAUCCGCAUGGAUGAACGAUAACGAUACAAAUAAAUGGUCAGAUGGUUUACCCUUUGUACAAUUUGCCAAGAACACUACAUACCACGAAGGAAUACGCCAAAGUCCUUAUGAAGCCAUGUUUGGCGUUAAGGCUAAAAGAGGCAUAGCAUCGUCUUUUUUGCCUAGCGAACUAAUCGCAAAUAUUGAAACCGAAGAACAACUCAAAGAAAUUGCCAAUACUUGUGAAACCGAAAAACAGCAUGAAGAAACUGUUGAUACUUCUGAAAAAAAUUUGUGCGGUGGUCUUUCGGAAAACCAUAUUUCAAGGAAAAAUAUUGAAGAGGACCUGCAUUCUACUACGUUUCCACAUCAAGCUCUAACUGGAAAACACGAGUUAAUUUCAAUAAAAAGAGCGGCCGCGAAAGAGAAUCUUGUACUGCAAGCAAACAAAAUGUUACGCACCUCACAAAAACAAUUUCCUCCUGCUCAAAUUGGCGAUAGUGUACGAAUACAAGUGCCUGAUGUCGACCGUGGUCGUACAGAUAGCCGAAAUGUGUUAGCGGUUGUUGUUGGGAUAGAAGACUCCGACUUCUAUAAACUGGCAAAUAAAAAUGGUACCCUCAAGCAGCUUUACACACGUAACCAGUUCACCUGGAACACUAACCUGGUGGCUCAACCAGGGGAACAGUAUAUCUUGUUAUCUCUUCCUGCUGCAGCUUUGCUACCGGACUUGUUCCGCUUGUACUUCCAGCCAAGUGCCCUACCAGAGGGUGUCCAGCCCAGUGCCCUGUCCAAAUACUUCCAGCCAAGUAUCCUUUGUUUGAGGGCUUCCGGCCAAGUGCCCUGUCUGGACUUCCAGUAUGCCCUGCCCAGUCCAGCCACAGAGUAG
This is a messenger RNA of Spea bombifrons (plains spadefoot toad), 1741 nucleotides long. RefSeq names its product KRAB-A domain-containing protein 2-like. The record is from RefSeq and is a predicted model, not a curated record. Gene Ontology annotation, biological process: DNA integration. NCBI's taxonomy places the organism in Eukaryota, Metazoa, Chordata, Amphibia, Anura, Pelobatidae. The coding region runs from base 65 to 1741 and encodes 558 amino acids. The transcript has 2 exons. Gene Ontology annotation, molecular function: nucleic acid binding.